AGCGCUAGCAGAGAGUGCUAGCAAAGAACCAGCUGGAACCAGCGCUUGUUUACAUCGAGGGUGUGCUCCUCGUUCACGCUCGCUCGCGAUAAAGAAAAGGUUCGGUUUGCGCCCUUAUCUAUAAUAGCCGUGAUAAGGAUUCACGUAAGGCGAUGAGCUGACCGGGCUUGAGACGAGCAGGCAGCAGGCCGCCCACACUCGAGGGAAGACCGGGCCAGACGCUUGACGCGAGUUGAGGUUAACGCGCGCUAGUCAGCUGAUUCAGUGACCGACCGGGGGCCAACACGACUCGUCGAGCGAUCGUCCUGGAUCGUCCAGCAGGUUCGUGCACCUCCAGACCAAGCUGCUCCUACGUUUGAAUCGUAUUGAAAAGUUUCAAUCUCAGGUCAGGCCUCUUCAAACGGCAAUCAAACUGUGCAAUUGUAUAAUUGUGUGCAAUUAAUAUAUAUAUACAUAUAUUAUUAUGCGUCUGGUAAUUUGCGAUAACGUGGACUACGUCGCGGAGUGGUCUGCGAAAUACGUUUUAAAACGAAUCAACGAUUUCAAUCCUGAUGAAAACAAGUAUUUCGUUCUUGGUCUCCCCACAGGAGGGACACCUUUGGGAAUGUAUAAAAAGCUUAUAGAAUUUUAUCAACAAGGCAAAAUUUCCUUCAAGUAUGUUAAGACAUUCAAUAUGGACGAGUAUGUUGAUUUACCGAGAGAUCAUCCCGAAUCUUACCACUAUUACAUGUACAACAAUUUCUUCAAACAUAUAGAUAUCGACCCAAAGAACGUGCAUAUACUUGACGGAAAUGCGACGGAUCUCGAAAAAGAAUGCGAUAAUUUCGAGGAAAAAAUCAAAGAGGCUGGUGGAAUAGAAUUGUUCAUUGGAGGUAUCGGACCAGACGGUCAUAUAGCCUUCAAUGAACCUGGUUCGUCAUUAGCUUCUCGCACAAGAGUGAAAACCCUUGCACAAGACACUUUGGAAGCCAAUGCGAGAUUUUUCGGAAAUGAUAUUAACAAAGUGCCGAAGCAGGCGUUAACUGUAGGCGUCGGUACCGUAAUGGACGCUAAGGAAGUGAUGAUUCUUAUCACUGGAUCUCACAAAGCUUUUGCCCUUUACAAGGCCAUAGAGGAAGGCAUUAACCACAUGUGGACGGUGUCCGCGUUUCAACAACAUCCUCGCACGCUCAUUAUCUGUGAUGAAGACGCUACUCUGGAAUUACGCGUAAAAACGGUUAAAUACUUCAAGGCGCUCAGUGACGUACAUCGCAAAUUGAUUGAGGAAGAUGGAAAUGCAAUCCCCCGCCGCGCGGUGCAAAACAAUUGAAGUGAACUUAUGGGAUAUUCAUAGCAAAUUGAUCGAGCAAGAAAGCUGGCCAAAGUAAAGAUUUUCCACCAUCGGCAAUUCGUGAAAAUCAUAACGAAUUUACAUGAGAAGGACAAACAGUCGGAAGUUUUAGCGCAUAAACGAUAAUUAAAGUGAUCAGAGAUUGCAUUAUGCAAUAUAUAUAUAUAUAUGUAUCUUACGUUUUUUAUUUUAAUCGUAUAUUACAUAUACAAAAGUUUUAAUUACAUAUACUUAACACAUAUGCUCUUAUACACAACUGCCAUGUGAGUGCCAGAAAAAUAUAUUUUUAUAUCAUUCUGUUAUUUCAGAAAUAAAUUUAUUCUUUUUACCGCCGUA
Molecule: messenger RNA, 1666 nt
Organism: Temnothorax curvispinosus
Lineage: Eukaryota; Metazoa; Arthropoda; Insecta; Hymenoptera; Formicidae
Gene: Oscillin
Product: glucosamine-6-phosphate isomerase
Exons: 7
Coding region: 464-1309 (281 amino acids)
Biological process (GO): D-glucosamine catabolic process; carbohydrate metabolic process; N-acetylneuraminate catabolic process
Cellular component (GO): cytoplasm
Molecular function (GO): identical protein binding; glucosamine-6-phosphate deaminase activity
Source: RefSeq, a predicted model, not a curated record